This is a messenger RNA of Phacochoerus africanus (Common warthog), 1712 nucleotides long. RefSeq names its product DMRT like family B with proline rich C-terminal 1 (gene DMRTB1). Gene Ontology annotation, biological process: sex differentiation; regulation of transcription by RNA polymerase II; germ cell development. Gene Ontology annotation, molecular function: RNA polymerase II cis-regulatory region sequence-specific DNA binding; DNA-binding transcription factor activity, RNA polymerase II-specific. Bases 1 to 1104 code for a protein of 367 amino acids. Lineage: Eukaryota; Metazoa; Chordata; Mammalia; Artiodactyla; Suidae. The record is from RefSeq and is a predicted model, not a curated record. The transcript is spliced from 4 exons. Gene Ontology annotation, cellular component: nucleus.
AUGAAGGUAGACCUUACCAAGCUGGCCGACAAGAUGCUGCGCACCCCCAAGUGCUCCCGGUGCCGGAACCAUGGGUUCCUGGUGCCCGUAAAGGGCCACGCGGGCAAGUGCCGCUGGAAGCAGUGCACCUGCGAGAAGUGCUACCUGAUCACCGAGCGCCAGAAGAUCAUGGCUGCGCAAAAACUGCUCAAGAAGCAGGCCUCCGAGGAGGAGCAGGAGGUGGCCCUGGGUGCGCAGGGGCCCCAGCUGGCGUCCGGGCCCGCGGCCGCCGUCCUGGGCUCAAGCUUCCGCCCGCUGCCUCCGCUGGCCGCUUCGGGAGACGGGCAGCCGGGCCCAGAGGGCCGCGCGGCCCCCGGCUUCCCGGAGAGACCCCCGCGGGGCCCCAGCCCCGGCCCGAGCGCCUUCCAGCCAGUUCUGGGCGGCCGCGGCCACGUGGGGCCAAGAGAACGCGCCGCCGCCGCCGCGGUCCUGUCCGGUUCUCUGGGGCCCCAGCUCGGGGCGGAGGCCGCAGGCCGGGGAUUUUCCGGCCGCCUGGAGCUGCGCAGGCCUCUGCGGCCUGUGCCCAGCCCGCCGUUCGCCGACUUCGGGCUCCCUCUGAGCCUCAACUCGGAUUAUGUGGUGGGGUCUGAGUACCUGGAGAGAGAACCAUCUAAGCUGUACCCAAGCUGCACCAGCAUGCACCCCUACCGCCCGUUCCCGCUGGGCUAUCAGGAUGCUCCCCCGACCCCGGGGAUCCCCCUGCAGCGGGGCUUCCGCCAUGUGCCCUGCAGCUAUUACCAUGGAGGAGGCUUGGUGGGAGAGCCCGUGGGAGACUUCCACCCAGGCGGCUACUACCCGCCGCCGCCACCGCCACCGCCGCCUCCACCCCCGCCGCCGCCGCCGCCGCCGCCACCGCCACCACCACCGCCGCCGCUGCAGCCUCAGUUCCUGCCGCCCGGCUUUCUCUCCGCGCUGCACUUCCUCCCGCCGCCGCCGCCGCCGCCGCCCCCAUCGUCCUUCUCGCUGAGCCUCCUGUCGGACGCGGACAAUGAGAACACGGAUGACCAGGAUGCGGAGCAGCCGUGCCCGCCCCGUCAGCCGUCGCCCCAGGAGCAGUCUGACUAGGCCCAGGCCUCCAGCCCGCAGCCUGGAGCCUUGGGGGGCUAGAGCAGUGCUGUUCUCGACUGUUCAGUGCUGGGCAGGGCGGGAGGCUAGUGGUAGGCAUAAGAUAGCAGUUCAUUCCCAUGUCAAGAAUAGGAGGAGAGGCGGGUGAUCGCGGAGGUUCUCAGUCCAGAGCUGGAGCUGGGUGGCGUGGAAGAGGAGCAGGGCAGAUGAAGUCACCAGGACAGGGACGGGGCUCUGAGGAGGGUAAGGGGCCGGUGGAAGCUCACAUUUCGGAAUGAAUUGAACCAUCUCUGGGUUGUGCGCCUGUGAGCAGACUCACCCCCAGAGGCAGCCUUUGAUUUCCUCAGGUCCAGCUCCAGAACAGGAGGCUCUGUCUGCUCCAGCCUCCUGCUGCCGCUGCCUCUGCCUGGUCCCCAGCUGGGGGCAGCACAGACACCAGGCCUUCAGCACAUCCAGGUGGAUGGUGCGAGCCGCCAGGACCAGGGCUCUGCAGCGGCCUUCCUUGCUGCCCCGUCCCCUGCCCCUCACCCCUUCUCCAGGGGCCGUAGCAGUAAGCGUUCUGCCUGCCAGGGCAGCAUCACCUCUCCUCCAUAAAGUUUAAGCCAUUA